GUGUCUUGCUCACCGGAAGUAAAAGGGUUGUGUUGUUGUUACCUCACAACUGCGUUGCACAGGAUUUUGUGCGUAUUGCUUUCACGCAACUGACUGGUUUUAACACUUAAAGUAUGUAUCAACUCAUCGUAGCGCAUGUUAUGACUUCUCCAGAUAGCCUGGCUUGUUGACUACGAACAAAGACAAUCGCCACAUCAGAUCGAGUGCGUAAAGUGUCGUGUGAAAAUGUGUAAAAUAGAAAUGCUGCGAGCGCUGCUGAAUCAGCGACUAACAGCGGCCGCCGAGGAAAUUUUUGUCGUGUUUGAAAGAAUGAUAGCAGAGGUCGAGGAGGAACUUAGUCGGACCAAAAUGGAAAACGAGCGACAACGUCAACGACUGAACGCUUUCGAGACUCGAGUUGUGCUUCGAAGAGCAGAUGUGAGUAAUGAAUGCCUCCCCAUUGAGCAGCAGGAGAGCACUUCCAGAGUGGAGCAGGAGCAGGCCAAACCACCCCUCAUUAAAGAAGAGGUGCAGCCUCAAGAGUUGGACUUCCCAAUGUUCUCUGUCAUUGUGAAAGUUGAAGAUGAUGAUGAAGGCAAAGGUCAAAGUAAGCAGAAUGGAGCGGAGGAGCCUUCAGGCAACAGCUCAAGUGACCACAUGACAAUCGAAGGUGAUGGUGACCACAGCGGAGGAUCACGGUCAGAAAGCCUCUUAGCUCCAUUAUCAGAUAGUGGUGGCACAACAUCUGACACUGAUUAUGAUGAACACUCGAAAGAGGAAAUGACAUGUAAUGCUGACGAUGGACAGUGGAAAUGUUUUCAGUGUGACAAAACCUUUAGUCACAAGAUAAAUCUGAAAAGACACACGAUCCUUCACACGGGAGAAAAACCAUUCAGCUGUUCAGUUUGUGGCAAAAAAUUCACCCAGAAGGUGCACCUGACAUCGCACAUGAAAAUACACACGGGAGAGAAACCUUUCACUUGUUCAUAUUGUGGUAAAAGUUUCAAGCGCAAGACGAAUUUGACGUCACACACUAGGACACACACUGGAGAGAGGCCAUUUUCUUGCCCGUCUUGCAACAAAGGUUUUAUUGAUUACUCGGCAAUGAUUAAACAUACAAGAACACACACAGGAGAGAAACCUUAUUCCUGCUCAUUCUGUGAUAAAAGUUUUGGUGCAAGCUCAACAUUAGUGACACACCUGAGAACACACACAGGAGUGAAACCUUUUUCUUGCUCGGUCUGUGACAAAAGUUUUUAUGAUUGUUCUGGUUUGGCUCACCACAUGAAAACACACACUGGGGACAAACCUUUCUCUUGUUCGGUGUGUGGAAAAAGCUUCAGGGAAAAUUCUCUUUUAACCAGACACAUGAAAACACAUACUGGUGGGAAAAUGUUCAUUUGUAGUGUGUGUGAUCAAAAGUUCUCCUAUAAGCAUCAAAUUGACAAACACCGAUGUGCUGGUGAGAAGAGCAGCAGUGCAUGAAGCCGCAGUACUUUCAAUAUACCUUGUAGGUAUGACAUACCACAACUUGCCGGCCAGCACUGAGGUCUACUGGAAGAGAUGCAGCAUGUUAUAAAGAGCAAGAGAUGAGCAGAGAAGAGGCGGAGAUGCUCUCCUACUCUCUAAACUAGCAUUUAUUUGGGAAGUUUUAUAGUUCUCAUAAUAUCUAAGCUAAUUUCCAUUAGCCCCUCUGGGACUUUUCAAAUUCUUGAUUUUAGGAUUAUACCAGUGAACUUUCAUGAGUGUUUAAAUGUACAAUGUUUAACUCUCUUUUUAAUCUGUCUGUUUUACAAUAAACUUAAAUAAGAGGAAAAAAGAAAUAGCUUGGAGCAAGCACGUUUUACCUCUUAUUUGGAGAACUGUGUGAACGAGUGAGAAAAGGCGCGAAGGAAAACCGUGCAAAGUGUGUUUAAUGAGUGCUAUUUUUUAAAAGAAGUUUAAGAGUGUGGUCAGGGUUAAAAUACAUAAAGCAAGUUAUAUGCUCUCUCUAGAUCUUGGUUAUUCAUUUAUUGCAGCUGGAUCGGGAACGUAUAGCUCGUGAUAAACUGAGUUUAGUGUCAGUCACAAUAACUAUCAAUCAAAUCCCAUCAUCCAUCCAUUUUCUAAUCCGCUCAUCUUCAUAAGGGCCGCAGGCGUGCUCGAGCCUCUCCCAGCUGUCUUUGGACGGUAGGUGGGGUCAACCCUGAACUGGUGGCCAGCCAAUCGCAGGGCACACAAUAGGCGAACAACCAUUCGUGUUCACACUCACAUCUAGGAACAAUUGAGUGUUCCAUUAAUCUGCCACGCAUGUUUUUGGAAUGUGAAAAGAAACCGGAGAAAAGCCACGCAGACACGGGGUGAACAUGCAAAUUCCACACAGGGAGGCCGGAGCCGGAAUCGAACCCUGUGCCUCUACACUGUGAGGCAGACGUGCUGACCAGUCGAUCUCCGUGCCACCUCAAAUCAGUCAUAUAAAAACCAAUAAACCACAG
Molecule: messenger RNA, 2453 nt
Organism: Hippocampus zosterae (dwarf seahorse)
Lineage: Eukaryota; Metazoa; Chordata; Actinopteri; Syngnathiformes; Syngnathidae
Product: zinc finger protein OZF-like
Exons: 2
Coding region: 226-1464 (412 amino acids)
Cellular component (GO): nucleus
Source: RefSeq, a predicted model, not a curated record